Molecule: messenger RNA, 2486 nt
Organism: Magallana angulata
Lineage: Eukaryota; Metazoa; Mollusca; Bivalvia; Ostreida; Ostreidae
Product: hippocampus abundant transcript 1 protein-like
Exons: 13
Coding region: 72-1571 (499 amino acids)
Biological process (GO): transmembrane transport
Molecular function (GO): transmembrane transporter activity
Source: RefSeq, a predicted model, not a curated record
UAUUUCCAAGUUCAUGGUUGUUUGAGAAAAUGGGCCGAUAGUGAAAAUAAAAUGAUUUCUGUUGUGUAUGGAUGAAUUUUAGUAUGGGUAGAAAGAAACGCGUGGUUGGGAAAAUAAUAUGGGGCCCCCGGAAAAGUCACAUGAAAGAGAAUGGAAUGGACCCCAGUCAGGGGCAGGCCAGUGUGUACCACGCCCUGAUUGUCAUCUUCCUGGAGUUCUUUGCCUGGGGACUGCUCACCUCUCCAAUCAUCGAUGUAUUGAAUAACACAUUUGCCAAUCACACUUUUCUUAUGAAUGGGCUAAUACAAGGAGUAAAGGGAUUGCUGUCCUUUCUGAGUGCCCCUCUGGUAGGGGCUAUGUCUGAUACACUGGGGAGAAAGCCAUUUCUUCUAAUUACUGUCUCAUUCACAUGUGCACCCAUACCACUGAUGAAAAUCAGUCCCAUGUGGUAUUUUGCCAUGCUUUCUAUAUCGGGUAUAUUUGCUGUCACCUUUAGCGUAGUUUUUGCUUAUGUUGCUGAUAUCACUACAGACGAAGACCGAGGUCAAGCCUAUGGACUGGUGUCGGCUACGUUUGCAGCCAGUUUAGUGACUAGUCCUGCAUUAGGUGCCUACUUAGGAAAAGUGUACAGUGACAAUUUUGUGAUAUGGCUGGCUACAGCUAUCGCAGUGUUAGAUGUUCUGUUUAUAUUAGUGAUGGUCCCAGAGUCUCUUCCAGAUAAACUGCGCACAGCAAACUGGGGAUCUCAGAUCUCUUGGGAGAAAGCAGACCCAUUAGGGGCAUUAAAGAAAUUAGGUCAUGACAAGUUAAUACUAUUGCUGUGUGUAGCAGUUCUACUGUCCUACCUACCAGAGGCGGGGGAGUACUCAUGUUUCUUUGUUUACCUGAGAUUAGUUAUGAUGUUCUCUGCAUCAGAAGUUGCCUCUUAUAUAGCCAUGGUUGGAGUUUUGUCAGUUGUUGCUCAAACCCUUAUCUUAGCUUUGUUGAUGAAGUAUGUGGGACACAAAGGUGCCAUCAUGUUUGGCCUUGUAUUUGAAAUUGUCCAGCUGGCUUGCUUCGGAUUUGGAUCGCAGACAUGGGUGAUGUGGAUGGCUGGUUGUAUUGCUGCCAUGUCAAGCGUAACGUAUCCCGCCAUCAGUGCAUUUGCAUCUUCCCACGCUAGUGCAGACCAGCAAGGAGUUGCCCAGGGCAUCAUCACGGGUAUUAGGGGACUGUGUAAUGGUCUGGGACCUGCUCUCUUCGGUUUCAUUUUCUAUCUGUUUCAUGUGGAUCUUAAUGAAACUUCAGACACACAGAGUGAUGUUAAUUCUUCAGAAAAUAACACAUACCAUCAGAUUUCCUCUGCAAUACAGAGUGUUGUCCCGGGGCCCCCGUUUGCUUUUGGUGCUAUUCUAGUCAUCAUGGCCCUGUUAGUAGCUGUCUUCAUGCCAGAAAAUCCUCAUGGCACUAUUCACAUUGGCAAAUCAAAAGUCAGGAGAAGAAACUCCCUAACACUGCAAGCGUUUGGUCUAGACAAUGGCUCAAUAGAAGACCAGUCUCCCCUAAUCAGUGAUGCAGAUCAAAAUCCAUAGACUCAAACGUGAAAGGGACCAAGAAAUGGAGACAAACUACGGUCUCAAUGGACUGUGAUGAGUGCAAAUAGUUGAAGUACUGAACAUUUGGAAAAACAAGGAUGAAAUCACCCAGAUUGAUGAAGGAUGAACUUAUUUUGGUGCAGUGGUUCGAUGAAAAAGAUUUGUCAAGGUGCUUUUACUUGUAAAACCAAAUUUAAGCCUAUAAUUUUUCAGUUCAAGAAUUUCUGUUCAAGUAACAAGAGACUCUGUUUUUCCUGUUGCUUAAUAUUGUUUCAAUGUGCCAAUCUAGUGCGCCAAGUGUCUUUAUGUGAGACAAAGUGUUUUAAUUAUAAUGUACGACAUUCUGUUUAUUUUAGCUUGUUUAUAUAUAUUUUCCAAGAAAAUGUUUUAAGUUGUAGUAAGAAAUUGUGCGAGUUAAUUAAUUUUUUGUAUGUACAGCUGUAUGUUGUGAAGGUGGCAGGUGUUUGUUGAAAUCAGACGUUUGAAAUUUGUAAUACACUUGUACACUGAAAAAUCCGAUUUUAGAGGUAAAACAUCUGCACCCCUGUGAAUUUGUUUUAAUGGAAGUGGACUUUUCUGCUGUAUGAAGAGAGAGAAAAUUUGAAAGAAAGAUGGCAAUGAAUGCUAUGUCAGAUGAUUUGAUUACUUUUAACUUUUUUCAAGUAUUUUGUUCUUGCAUAUUGUGAUACAUGUAGUUUUCAAACUUUAUGUUGAUAUCCAUGAAUAUCAAAUGAAUGAGUAUUUAUAUCACGUACACCCCAAAUUCCCCUUGUUAUAUUCAUUAUAGAAGGGUAUAGUUAUUCUCCACAGUCUAUAAUGAAAAUAUCAGUUGGAACGAAACAGGACAGUGCUUCUCAUCUUUCCUCCAACUUUUGACAUUUCAUUCAGCAAGAUUGUAGAUAUUUAGUUGUG